Molecule: messenger RNA, 2581 nt
Organism: Prosopis cineraria
Lineage: Eukaryota; Viridiplantae; Streptophyta; Magnoliopsida; Fabales; Fabaceae
Product: calcium-dependent protein kinase 26-like
Exons: 7
Coding region: 539-2419 (626 amino acids)
Biological process (GO): intracellular signal transduction; protein autophosphorylation; peptidyl-serine phosphorylation
Cellular component (GO): cytoplasm; nucleus
Molecular function (GO): calcium/calmodulin-dependent protein kinase activity; calcium-dependent protein serine/threonine kinase activity; ATP binding
Source: RefSeq, a predicted model, not a curated record
GAAAAUCUGUGCCGUUUACUUAAACUGGGGGAUCUACGAGAACCGUACGAUUAGCUCGAGGCUUUGGCACGCGUCUUUUGAAACAUUCUAUGCAACAGUUAAACCGGCCACUCGCUUUCUGUUACUCCUUCUUUCCCUCCUCUUUCCUUUUUUCUUUUCACAAUCGAAGAUUUCAUGCCUUAUAAUGUGACUUUUCCUCUUCUGACUAUCUCUACCUCCCUUUCGCACUGUCUCUUGAACGAGGGUCACUUCUCCCUUAUCUGUGAGCUUCUAUCAUCACAAAGUUUCUCUUUUACGCCGUCAAAAUCCCCCCACUUCCGCGAAAUCCUCCCAUCUCGUCUCAUUCCUCUUCUCACAUAAACUUCUUUAUAUGUAUUUCCCAUUCCAUGCUCUUCUUUGCCUACGUCCAUGGAAGUUCCUCACCACAGUCGCGGAUAUUUAUUUGCUUCGUUUGCACUUAAAAUAGCGUAUUGGGUUCUUUAGCAUUCUUUCAGCUCUUGUUUGCGAACGCUCAGAACAAAAAAGUGAUUCCUGUGAAAUGGGAAACAACUGCGUUGGAUCAAGAAUCUCCAGGGAUAAACUAUUUCCCACCUUUUCCAGUUCACUCUGGUGGUCACGACCGACUGGGGAUAUGGUUUCUCCUAGCAGUAAAUCAUCGUCCAGAAGCGAAGGUCCAAAUGUUUCAGAGACUGUUCAAAAUAGCCCGCCGGAGAUAUUGAGAAUCGAAAAGGUAGAGAUGACACCAAUACAGGAGAUAAAACCGCCUCAACCUCAAAAACUGGACGAAGAGAUUAAAUCUUCCAAGCCACCAAUGGAGGAAUCACGACUGCCCCACUCGGUGACGCUGAGGCGUGCGGAAGAGGAUGGACCGAUUCCGACGAGUGUACAAAAGGAAGAGAUUGUUCAACCAGUGGAACCUGCAAAACCAAAGAAGCCCCAUAAGGUGAAGAGGCUCGCAUCUGCUGGGCUGCAAGCAGAUUCUGUCUUGCAAACAAAAACUGGUCAUCUUAAAGAGUUCUAUAAAUUGGGGCGAAAGCUUGGACAUGGGCAGUUUGGAACGAGUUUCCUUUGUGUUGAGAAAGCUACGGGUAAAGAGUAUGCCUGCAAGUCCAUUGCUAAGCGAAAAUUGCUGGCAUAUGAAGAUGUGGAGGAUGUGAGGAGGGAGGUUCAGAUAAUGCAUCACUUGUCAGGAUGCCCAAAUGUGAUAUCCAUAAAAGGGGCUUAUGAAGAUCCUGUGGCAGUUCAUGUUGUGAUGGAACUAUGUGCAGGGGGUGAGCUGUUUGAUAGGAUUGUGGAAAGAGGGCAUUACACUGAAAGAAAAGCAGCAAAACUUGCCAGGACUAUAGUUAGCGUUAUAGAAGCUUGUCACUCCCUUGGAGUGAUGCAUCGUGAUCUUAAGCCUGAGAAUUUUCUUUUCGUUAGUAAGCAUGAAGACUCCCCCCUUAAGGCCAUCGAUUUUGGAUUGUCUACAUUUUUCAAACCAGGAGAAACUUUCACAGACGUAGUAGGAAGUCCUUAUUAUGUUGCACCAGAAGUUCUGCGCAAGUGUUAUGGUCCAGAAGCAGACGUGUGGAGUGCUGGUGUGAUGAUUUAUAUUCUGCUAUGUGGGGUGCCUCCAUUUUGGGCUGAAACAGAGGAGGAUAUAUUCGAUGAAGUUUUGCGUGGGAAGCUUGAUUUCUCAUCAGAUCCUUGGCCUAAAAUCUCAGAAAGUGCUAAAGACUUAGUGAGGAAGAUGCUUAAUAGAGAUCCAAGAAAACGGAUAACUGCUCAUGAAGUUCUUUGUCAUCCUUGGAUACGAAUUAAUGGAGAAGCUCUAGACAAACCUCUUGAUCCGGCAGUCUUGAGUCGCCUGAAGCAGUUUUCUGCCAUGAAUAAGCUCAAGAAAAUGGCUAUAAGAGUGAUUGCAGAGAAGCUCUCUGAAGAAGAAAUUGCUGGAUUGAAAGAAAUUUUUAAGACGAUAGACACGGACAACAGUGGUCAAAUUACAUUGGAAGAACUAAAGAAUGGACUGAAAAAGUUCGGUGCUGAUCUGAAUGAAUCAGAAUUACAAAAUGUAAUGCAAGCUGCAGAUGUAAAUAACAGUGGAGCAAUUGACUACAAAGAAUUCAUAGCUGCCACAUUGCAUUUAAAUAAAAUUGAGAAGGAAGACCACUUAGUUGCAGCUUUCUCAUACUUCGAUAAAGAUGGAAGCGGCUACAUCACACCAGAUGAACUUCAACUAGCUUGCCAAGAAUUUGGCAUAGAAGAUUUCCACUUAGAAGAAAUUAUCAGGGAGGCAGAUCAAGAUAACGACGGGCAAAUAGAUUACAAGGAAUUUGUUGCAAUGAUGCAGAGAGGCAACACAGAGAUGGGGAAAAAGGGUCAAAGAGGUAGCAAUAGAUUCGAGAUUGGAUAUAGGGAGGUGCUAUCAGUCUAUUAACCAAACUGGGGGGAUAAUUUUUUUGUUUGUUGAUAGAAUACCAUCUUAUCCGAUGUUCAUAGCAGGGUGGAUUAUUUUGUAUACUUGUGGAUAGGUUGCUUCAUGGGCAUUGUGAUCCAAAUAUUAUAUUGUUCCUUAUGAAGGAAAAUAUUUUCACCGCAA